Echinops telfairi (small Madagascar hedgehog) is the source of this 2905-nucleotide messenger RNA. RefSeq names its product Mdm1 nuclear protein (gene SAXO6). Bases 88 to 2247 code for a protein of 719 amino acids. Gene Ontology annotation, molecular function: microtubule binding. The record is from RefSeq and is a predicted model, not a curated record. The transcript has 15 exons. Lineage: Eukaryota; Metazoa; Chordata; Mammalia; Afrosoricida; Tenrecidae. Gene Ontology annotation, biological process: negative regulation of centriole replication.
CUAGGGAACCAACUGUUGUCGCCCCGCCCCCCGGGGCUUUUUGUCCCGUUAACUGUCGGAGUGGCGGGGGCGUCCGAGCUGGGCGACAUGCCGGUGCGCUUCAAGGGGCUGAGUGAAUACCAGAGAAACUUUCUGUGGAAAAAUUCCUAUCUGUCAGAAGCAUACAAUCCUUCAGUAGGACAAAAGUACCCAUGGGCUGGACUUAGAUCAGAUCAGUUAGGAAUCACAAAAGAGCCAAGUUUUAUUUCAAAAAGAAGAGUGCCUUACCACGAUCCACAGAUUUCAAAAUCUCUUGAGUGGAAGGGAUCUAGCUCAGAGAGCAAUGGGGUCGUGUCACCUGAAUAUGCAGCCUCGGUAUCACAAGCUGCAGAACAAAAAGAAGAUGCUAACCAAGAAAAGGUUCUCCUGGCCCCGCACGGUGCCAGAGUUCCCAAGAGAACCAGAGCCCCUUCUGUGGACUCCAGAGCCGAAGGGGCUGCAAAGCUUGUGGAACACAGGGAGGAUGGGAUAGCAUGCUACGCACCAGUUAAUGAAAACGUGGACGUGAAGCCCUCUACCGAGCUUCUUCCCGAAAAAGUGGAUGAUGGGUUGGAUAGGCUUCUCCGCAAGAAAGUUGGGUUGGCUUCUGCUCCUUCACAUCCCACCUUGAGAAACUCUGAAUAUCAAAGGCAGUUUGUGUGGAAGACUCCUAAAGAGACUGUACCAGUUUUUGCGGCCAAUCAGGUUUUCAACAAUAAAAGCAAAUGUGUCCCACAAUUCAAAGGUAACUCAAUCAUCCAUGAAACCGAGUACAAAAGGAAUUUCAAGGGCUUAUCUCCAACGAAAGAGCCAAAGUUCAGACAUGAUUUGAAAGAGCACCGAAAUCUUGAAACCGUAUCCCCUGAAAAGAAGUGUAAUAAAAAGGACGAUCCUUUAAAAUCAGAAGCAGAGAUGGAAUCCAAAGACUCAAACCAGUCCCCAAAGAAGCUUACUCCGUGGCGGCAUCAGAGACUUGGGAAGGUGAAUUCUGAAUACAGAGCCAAAUUUCUGAGCCCUGCUCAGUAUUUAUACAAAGCUGGGGCUUGGACGCGUGUGAAGGAAAAUAUGCCAACUCAGGGCUGUCUAAAUGCCAUGUGGUAUGCGGAGGUUAAAGAACUCCGAGAGAAGGCUGAGUUUUAUAGGAAACGAGUCCUGGGAACACAUUUUUCUCGGGACCAUCUGAAUCAGAUUCUGUCUGAUACCAAUUGCUGUUGGGAUGUUUCUUCAACCACGAGCUCAGAAGGAACCAUUAGCAGCAACAUCCGAGCUCUAGAUCUUGCUGGAGAUCCGACAAGCCACAAGACUUUGCAGAAAUGUCCUUCAACUAAACUAGAAGAAAAACACCCGGUCUUGGAUGAACAGCCCCCACAGUACACCGCGGAGACACUGGGCAUGCCAGACGCUCCCACAGCGCCCGUUAGAAGACGGCUAGCUUGGGAUGCAGAUAAUGCCAGUGAAGAGAUGCAAAGACAACCAAAAGGGAGGGAGGAGGAGGAGGAGGAGGAGGGAAGUGAAAGGAUCAAGCAGGUUCACGUGGAAGAGUUAGAGAAGUUUGGGGGAAAGGAACGCUCUAAGGCUGAGAAGAUCAAAGAAGGGUCGGACUCUUCUUCUGUAUCGUCGGGGAAAGGAGGCCGGCUUCCAACACCAAAGCUGAGAGAACUCGGAGCCCAGAGAACUCAUCACGACCUUACCACCCCAGCUGUUGGUGGUGCUGUUUUAGUGUCCCCACCCAAAGGGAAGCAUCUAGCGCCAGACCAGAGGACGAAGACGGCCCCUCAGGAUGGCUUCGACACUUUAAGGAAUAACAAGAAAGAAAGUCGUGCCACAGGCUUACUGACUUCUCCAGCUGCUGGUUUAAGAACCCUUGAUCCCCUUCCUUUGAGGGAAGAGUCUGAAGCCAACGUCACCACAUGUGCGCAUGCCACGCGGCCAGCUCCAACAGCUGCAGAGUCUCCAGCAAACACCCCCUGGCAGGGCCCGUCUCCGCCAUGCGCUCCAUCCUGCCGUCAUUCUCGCCGCCGCCAGGGCUCGCUAAGAGAUCCAGAAUUUCAGCAUAUUGUGGGGAAAGCACGGAUGAACAAUUUCCAGCUGCCACAACGUGACACCUUUAAUGAUGAAGAUGACAGAUUGUCUGAGAUUUCUGCUCUCUCUGCAGCUUCUAGUCUCCGUGCUUUCCAAACGCUGGCACGAGCUCAGGAAAGGAAGGAGAACUUCUGGGGCAAAACAUAAUUAAAGACAUGGCAUUGGUAUAAUUGGUCAUUAUUGCUUGCUGUAUUACUAUUUUUCAAGUGUUUGGGUAUUUUCUAACAUUCCCUCCUUAUCAAGAAUGAUUUUAUUUUUCAAUAGUCAACAAUUUACUUGGAAAAUUCUUACACAGAUUAUGCAAUUUAACUUCUAAAGAAUUCUUUUUACAUCUAUCCCAAAGUUCCAAGAAGAGAGGGUUACACUAUUCUUCACAUUUUCUAACUUGUUUAUUAGGUCUUUGGGAUAGUUAUUAGAAUUGGGAAUAUUCUACUUAUCUAGGGAAAAAAAGCUAAAAGGAUGAACAGUGAAAUAAAAAUUAAGAUCUAAAUUUGAAGUAUAUAUUCUGUUAUGAUUGGUUAUGUGUUUCUUCAUAAAUUUAAACAUUAUAAAAACGAGUUUGUUGUUCUUUUAUAGCUAAAGGAUCUAUAGUUUUAAUACCUUCUCUGUGUGAUUGUAGUAUUAUUUAAGAUAAUUGUACUGUAGAUUGAAAAUAUUAGCUGUAUAUAUUUUUAUUUAUGUAAUAAAGUUUGCUGAGAGAAUAUGUAUAUUUUUGAUCCAUGUGUGUAUUCUAUUUGUACAAGAACUUUGGCUUACAUUUGAAUAAUGUCUGAAUUUGAAAAAUUAUUUGUACAAUGGAAUUAAA